GGUGGGGCUUUGCUAGGAGCAACGUUGGGAGGAGGGGCCGCUGAUGCUGCUGCUCUCAACUGCUGUUCUCCUCCUCCUCCUUUCCUUUUCCUCCUCCUCCUUUCCUUCUCCUCCUCCUCCUUUCCUUCUCCUCCUCCUCCUUCCCUCCUCCUCCUCCUCCUCCAGAUCAGCAGAGCGCAAUUCUGCAGGCCACCAACAACCUCUUACGGACAUUUUCUGCAGCGGGAGACCUCGGGCGGCGGGAGACCCGAGGCGGAGAGAGCAGGCAGGAAGAAAAGCAAAGCAGGAGUAAGGCAAGCGGGGUCUCUCCGGGGGACGCAUUCCUUCAGGUGGCGGUGGAAGGCACGACCGGCGGGCAUGGUACCAGCUCUUCUUGUGUAAAGAGAUAACAGGAAAGACCACAUUACAGGAUGAAAAGAUGGCAGUGUUGGUGCCCCCAGGACCCGACAGCUUCGCCUACUUCACCCGGCAGUCCCUUGUGGCGAUCGAGCAACGCAUCGCUGAAGACAAAGACAAAGAAUCCAAGGAAGAAAAGAAAGACGACGAUGAUGAGGAUGCCCCAAAGCCCAAUAGUGACUUGGAAGCUGGAAAACAGCUGCCGUUCAUUUAUGGCGACAUUCCCCCGGGAAUGGUAUCCACACCCCUGGAGGACCUGGACCCAUUCUACAUGGAUAAAAAAACUUUCAUAGUAUUGAACAGAGGAAAAACAAUCUUCCGAUUCAGUGCCACCCCUGCCUUGUACAUUUUAAGUCCUUUCAAUCUUCUUAGAAAAAUAUCGAUUAAAAUUUUAGUACAUUCCUUAUUCAGCAUGCUCAUUAUGUGCACUAUCCUGACCAACUGUAUAUUUAUGACCCUGAGUAAUCCUCCGGAGUGGGCAAAAAUUGUAGAGUAUACUUUCACUGGAAUAUAUACUUUUGAAUCACUUGUAAAGAUCCUUGCAAGAGGCUUCUGUAUAGGACCAUUUACUUUCCUCCGCGACCCAUGGAACUGGCUCGAUUUCACUGUUAUUUCAUUUGCGUAUUUAACAGAGUUUGUAAACCUAGGCAAUGUUUCAGCUCUUCGAACUUUCAGAGUCUUGAGAGCUUUGAAAACUAUUUCUGUAAUCCCAGGGCUAAAGACCAUCGUGGGGGCCCUUAUCCAGUCAGUAAAGAAGCUUUCCGAUGUAAUGAUCCUGACUGUGUUUUGUCUGAGUGUAUUUGCACUGAUAGGACUGCAGCUGUUCAUGGGUAACCUGAGGCAUAAAUGCUUGAAAUGGCCUCCAAGCAAUUCUACAUACUACAAUGAAACAAUGCAAAACUUAACUGGAAACCUGUUUAACAAGGAAGAAUACCUCAGUGAAAAAAAAAACUUCUAUUAUUUGGAGGGACAAAAGGAUGCUCUCCUCUGUGGUAACGGUUCAGAUGCAGGCCAGUGCCCGGAAGGGUAUGUGUGUGUGAAAGCUGGAGUGAAUCCUGAUUAUGGCUAUACCAGUUUUGAUACCUUCAGCUGGGCCUUCUUGGCUCUAUUUCGGUUGAUGACUCAGGACUAUUGGGAAAAUCUCUACCAGCAGACCUUACGUGCUGCAGGAAAAACAUACAUGAUAUUUUUUGUCCUGGUGAUCUUCUUGGGCUCUUUUUAUCUGAUAAACCUGAUCCUGGCUGUGGUCGCCAUGGCCUAUGAGGAGCAAAAUCAGGCCACCAUGGAAGAAGCAAAGCAAAAAGAAGAAGAAUUUCAACAGAUGUUGGAACAGCUUAAGAGGCAACAGGAAGAAGCUCAGGCUAUAGCAGCAGCAGCAGCAGAAUAUAGAAGUGCCGGUGGAGGCAGAGGAAUGGUACUUUCAGAAAGUUCUUCGGAAGCCUCCAGGCUGAGCUCUAAGAGUGCUAAGGAAAGGAGAAACCGGAGAAAGAAAAAAAACCAGAAGAAACAAUCUAGUGGAGAAGAAAAAGGGGAUGAUGAAAAACUGCCUAAAUCUGAAUCGGAGGAGAGUAUCAGGAGAAAAAGUUUCCUCCUUGGUGUAGAAGGCAGCAGGCAGGCACGUGAAAAGAGACUCUCUUCUCCCAACCAGUCACCGCUCAGCAUCCGCGGCUCCUUGUUUUCUGCAAGACGCAGCAGCAGAACAAGUCUCUUUAGCUUCAGGGGCCGAGGCAAAGAUGUCGGAUCCGAGACUGAAUUUGCCGAUGACGAACACAGCAUUUUUGGAGACAACGAGAGCAGGAGAGGCUCUCUGUUUGUGCCUCACAGACCCAAAGAGCGGCGCAGUAGUAACUUGAGCCAGGCCAGUAGGUCUCUCCGGAUGCUGCCGGUACUUCCGGUGAACGGGAAGAUGCACAGCACCGUGGAUUGCAAUGGGGUGGUCUCCCUAGUUGAUGGUCCUUCGGCCCUUAUGCUGCCUAAUGGACAGCUUCUGCCAGAGGUGAUAAUAGUUAAGGCAACUUCCGAUGACGAUGGCUUGACUACAGAACUAGACAUGAGGAAAAGACGAUCAAGUUCCUACCACAUUUCCAUGGAUAUGUUGGAUGAUCCCACUCUGAGACAAAGAGCAAUGAGUAUAGCCAGCAUAAUAACAAACACCAUGGAAGAACUUGAAGAGUCCAGGCAGAAAUGCCCACCAUGCUGGUAUAGAUUUGCAAACACUUUCUUGAUCUGGAACUGCUCUCCACAUUGGUUAAAAUUCAAAGGCAUUGUCAAUUUAAUUGUAAUGGACCCAUUUGUUGAUCUCGCCAUCACCAUUUGCAUUGUUUUAAACACAUUAUUUAUGGCCAUGGAACAUCAUCCAAUGACUGAACACUUCCGAAAUGUGCUCACUGUGGGAAACUUGGUCUUUACUGGGAUAUUCACAGCAGAGAUGGUCUUCAAGCUAAUUGCCAUGGACCCAUACGAGUAUUUCCAAGUAGGCUGGAAUAUUUUUGACAGUGUAAUUGUGACUCUUAGCUUAGUGGAACUUUUUCUAGCGGAUGUGGAAGGAUUAUCAGUUCUCCGGUCAUUCAGAUUGCUUCGGGUUUUCAAGCUGGCAAAGUCUUGGCCCACACUGAACAUGCUAAUAAAGAUCAUUGGCAACUCUGUGGGGGCUCUGGGAAACUUGACCUUGGUGUUGGCCAUCAUUGUCUUCAUCUUCGCCGUAGUCGGGAUGCAGCUCUUUGGGAAGAACUAUAUCGAAUGUGUCUGCAAGAUCAACGAAGACUGUGUGCUCCCACGCUGGCACAUGAAUGACUUCUUCCACUCUUUUCUGAUUGUGUUCCGUGUUCUGUGUGGAGAGUGGAUAGAGACCAUGUGGGACUGUAUGGAGGUUGCAGGUCAAGCCAUGUGCCUUAUCGUUUACAUGAUGGUCAUGGUGAUCGGAAACUUAGUGGUAUUGAAUCUGUUUUUGGCCUUGCUACUGAGCUCAUUUAGUUCUGACAACCUCUCUGCAGUUGAAGAGGAUAAUGAAGUAAACAACCUACAGCUUGCUGUGUCCAGGAUUGAUAAGGGAAUAAAGUAUUUGAAAAAAAUGAUGCAUGAAAUCAUUCAAAAAGCUGUUUUUAAGAAGCAAGAGACUACAAGUGAAAUCAAGUGCCUGGAAGACUUGAACAACAAAAGAGACAACUACAUAUCCAACCGAACCCUUGCUGAAAUAAGCAGAGACCAAGAUUUCCACAAGGACAAGGAUAGAACCAGUGGUUUUAGUAGCAGCAUGGAAAAGUACAUGAUGGAUGAAAGUGACUGUCAGUCAUUUAUACACAACCCUAGCCUUACAGUAACUGUUCCGAUUGCCCUCGUAGAAUCUGAUUUUGAAAAUGUAAAUACUGAAGAGUUUAGCAGUGAAUCAGAUGUUGACGGGAGUAAAGAGAAACUGAAUGGAUCCAGCUCCUCUGAGGGUAGCACAGUUGAUAUUGUUCUCCCUGGAGAAGGAGUAGAGGCAGAAGCUGAGCCUGAAGAAUCAGAUGAACCAGAGGCCUGUUUUACAGAUGGCUGUAUACGGAGAUUCCCAUGCUGCCAUGUCAAUGUAGAGUCUGGGAAAGGAAAAAUCUGGUGGAACAUCAGGAAAACCUGUUACAGGAUAGUAGAGCACAACUGGUUUGAGAGUUUCAUUGUCCUCAUGAUUCUGCUCAGCAGUGGAGCUCUGGCUUUUGAAGACAUAUACAUUGAACAGCGAAAGAUUGUCAAGAUCAUAUUAGAAUAUGCAGACAAGAUCUUCACGUACAUUUUCAUCCUAGAAAUGCUACUAAAAUGGGUGGCAUAUGGUUAUAAAACGUAUUUCACUAAUGCCUGGUGCUGGUUGGAUUUCCUCAUUGUUGAUGUCUCAUUGGUCAGUUUGGUGGCCAAUGCUCUGGGGUACUCAGAGCUUGGUCCCAUUAAAUCCCUUCGGACACUGAGAGCUUUAAGACCUCUGAGAGCUUUAUCCCGGUUUGAAGGAAUGAGGGUGGUGGUGAAUGCACUGGUGGGAGCUAUUCCUUCGAUCAUGAACGUGCUUCUGGUGUGUCUCAUAUUCUGGCUAAUCUUCAGCAUCAUGGGGGUAAAUCUGUUUGCUGGCAAGUUCUAUGAAUGUGUCAACACCACAAGUGGCGAGAGGUUCCCUACGUCGGAAGUCAUGAAUCUGUCUGAUUGUGAGCGACUGAGGAAUGAAAAUCCAGGUGAUGUGCGAUGGAAAAAUGUGAAAGUCAACUUUGAUAAUGUUGGAGCUGGAUACCUUUCUCUGCUUCAAGUAGCCACAUUUAAAGGAUGGAUGGAUAUUAUGUAUGCAGCUGUUGAUUCAGUUAAUAUAAACGAGCAGCCCAAGUAUGAAGAAAACCUCUAUAUGUACAUUUACUUUGUCAUCUUCAUCAUCUUUGGGUCAUUCUUCACCCUGAACCUAUUCAUUGGUGUCAUCAUAGAUAAUUUCAACCAACAAAAAAAGAAGUUUGGAGGUCAAGACAUCUUUAUGACGGAGGAACAGAAAAAAUACUACAAUGCAAUGAAAAAACUGGGAUCUAAGAAACCACAAAAACCUAUACCUCGACCAGGGAACCGAUUCCAAGGAUUUAUCUUUGAUCUGGUGACAAAACAAGCUUUUGACAUCACCAUCAUGGUGCUCAUCUGCCUGAACAUGGUAACCAUGAUGGUGGAAACCGAUGACCAGAGCGAAUACAUGACUGACAUUUUGUAUUGGAUCAACGUGGUGUUCAUCGUGCUGUUCACGGGAGAAUGUGUGCUGAAGCUGAUCUCCCUCCGCCAUUAUUACUUCACCAUUGGCUGGAAUAUCUUUGACUUUGUGGUUGUCAUUCUCUCCAUCGUAGGCAUGUUUCUAGCCGAGCUGAUAGAAAAAUACUUCGUGUCCCCGACCCUGUUCCGCGUGAUCCGACUGGCCAGGAUCGGGAGGAUCCUGCGGCUCAUCAAAGGAGCCAAGGGGAUUCGCACCCUGCUCUUUGCUCUGAUGAUGUCACUUCCUGCCUUGUUUAACAUCGGCCUCUUGCUCUUCCUGGUCAUGUUCAUCUAUGCAAUCUUUGGCAUGUCCAACUUCGCCUAUGUUAAAAAAGAAGCAGGAAUCAAUGACAUGUUCAACUUCGAAACCUUCGGCAACAGCAUGAUCUGCCUGUUCCAGAUCACCACCUCCGCUGGAUGGGACGGUUUGCUGGCGCCAAUCCUGAACAGUGGAGAGCCAGACUGUGACCCAAAUAAAGCAAACCCUGGAAGCUCAGUCAAAGGAGAUUGUGGCAACCCCUCUGUUGGGAUUUUCUAUUUUGUGAGUUACAUCAUCAUAUCGUUUCUGGUGGUGGUGAACAUGUACAUCGCUGUCAUCCUGGAGAACUUCAGCGUUGCCACCGAAGAAAGCGCCGAGCCCCUGAGCGAGGAUGACUUUGAGAUGUUCUAUGAGGUGUGGGAGAAGUUUGACCCCGACGCAACCCAGUUCAUAGAGUACAGUAAACUCUCUGACUUUGCUGCGGCUCUGGAUCCCCCGCUUCUCAUAGCCAAACCGAACAAAGUCCAGCUCAUCGCCAUGGACCUGCCCAUGGUCAGCGGGGACCGGAUCCACUGCCUCGACAUCUUAUUCGCUUUCACCAAGCGUGUUUUGGGUGAAGGUGGGGAGAUGGACACUCUUCGCUUACAGAUGGAAGAAAGAUUCAUGGCAGCCAAUCCUUCCAAAGUAUCCUAUGAGCCAAUUACAACUACACUGAAAAGGAAGCAAGAGGAGGUAUCCGCUACUAUCAUUCAAAGUGCAUAUAAGCGUUACCGCUUAAGGCAAAAUGUCAAAACUGCCCCCAUUGUAUUGAACAAAGACGGUGGCGUUGAUUCAUCUGUUAAAGAAGAUAGAUUUUUUGACAAGCCUAAUGAAAAUUCGAUAGCAGAUGUGACCCCCUCCACCACGUCCCCACCUCCCUAUGACAGUGUAACAAAGCCAGACAAGGAAAAGUACGAAAAAGACAAAUCUGAAAAGGAAGACAAAGGGAAAGAUUCCCGAGAAGGUAAAAAGUAAAAAAAGAAACAAAUAAUUCCAUUUGGUGAGCAAUUGUUUACAGCCUGUGACGGUGAUCCUUUUGUGUCAGUGGAACUCCUCUAAGAGGUCAAUGCCAAACUGACUGUUUUUACAAACCUACUUACAGGUCAGAGCCUAUAACGAGACAGUGACCCCACAUCAGUAAACUGUGACACUCUGAGAAAGGGAACCAACUGUACGCUCUACUGGCCAAAGAAGAGAGAUCAGUGGCAAAUCAGAUUGCAGGGAGCAUUGAUUGAAGAAUACAAAAAUCUAAAACUUUUCUGCUUAAAAUAAAACUCACUAAUUUGCUAAAGAUAGUCCUAAUUUCAACUGUGAUCAUCUUUUACUAUGUUUCUGUUGCUCAGAUUCAUUUUUCAUGCAUAGAUGAGCAUAUAUAAGCAUUCUAGCUAAGUUUCAAGAAGGUCCUUGAUUUGAUUCUCUGUAAUGUUAUGAUAGGAAUGAUAUAUUGGUUCCUGAGUCUUUGAACUCUGAAUGGCAAAAUGUGGUCACGGGAGAGUUUUAUUUACUGCCAAUUAUGAAAGGGGUUCUAAGUUUUGAGGUGCGAAAAUUCUUUUUAUGCUGCAUCAGGAUUUUUCUGUAUUUUUUCCCACCCAAAAGAAUAUGUAAGCUGUUGACUCUUCGUCAUAUACAGAUCACUAAGCCUUAUAGCCUUCGCUCGCAAGUUCUUGUGCCCAGUAUUCUGGAUCUUCUCCUUAUAGUCUAUGUGUGCAACUUCCAUUUGGUGCGAAGAAGGGAUGCUAGGUAUGUAGUGUUGAGAGAAAGCAUGCAGAUGAAAGAGAGAGGAAGCAGCUACUUCUGAUUCUUUUGAGUCUUCUCUCUAAAACCAACUACGUUAGGGAUCUACCCUAAAAACCUAAAGUAACCCAAAGUAACACUUUAUGACUUUCUUUGUUUUGCUUCCUCUUGCAGUAUUUCUUAACAAUCCUUCAACAGUUGGUGAGAUAGGAAUUUGUAUCUCAGUAAAUGUGUGCUGAUAUGGAAAUAGCUAUUUGACAGAAUGGGGCAUGUCUCAGCAGGAAGAUGAUGAUUUCAGCACAGUAUUUCUUGCAUCAAAUAUGUCCCAUAUUGAGUGUUGGCAAGCUUCCAUCCAAUAAUGAGGUUUUGAUAAUAAUAAUGUUGGUAUUUGUUUUGCAUUCCAUGUCUUUAUAGUACCAGUAACUUGUGGGCAAUUACAGAUGUGUGUUUGUACACCUUAAAUCUGGUCAAUCAAGACUUCCUCAGAAGUCUAAAAAGUGCUUAGUCCAAGGCUCUGUACACAGUAAGCGCUCAAAUACCAUUCAUUGAUUAAUAUGGUAAGCCACAUGAUAGUUGUAACUUGAAAAAAUAGUUUGACUUCAUUGCUUCUUGGCCUUAAGCAAUUCCUUGUGAUGAUUUCAGGGCAGCUUUUCUUUCUUUCUUUUUUUGGUAACUAUAUAACGCAUGGUCCACCUAGACAAUUCCUGGCAUUGCUAACUAUUCAGUCUAAUGAAAAUGUGGUUAGAAUUUUAUAAUAUAAAAAGUUGUAAAAAAAAAAUCUGUUUUGUUUAGAACUUUUGUACAUUACAAGAAAGAAAAACAGUUCAUUUUCAUUUAUAUCCAUGUUACUUUUUCACCCAGAAAACGGACAAAAUCCAAUAUGAAGAAACAGUGGGAGGGUUUACUUCGAUAUCACUUUAAAAUGAAAAUAGUUUUUACUGAAACUGGGAACUAUAUUUAUUGGCUUCUUAGAAGUGAUAGUUGGAAAAUGAAUGCUUUAUUUAAAUUCUUAACACUACCAGUCUAUUAAUGGGAUAUUUUGCAAGUGAAUACUUAUAUAGGGCUACUCAAUGUUAUUUUAUGCUGUACUAGAACUAUGUAGGUAAUUCAGUCUUCCCCAUGCCCCCCACAUGAAAACUAAGUAGUGAGCUUUGCAUCAUCAAAUCAUAUCAGGGCUUUAAUACAAGAUAAAGGUCAUUAGAGACUCGUACUUCUAAUAAGAUGACCAACUUGUAGCUGCAUUAUUUAACUGCAUGCAAGUGACAUUACCAUAAAUAAUGGUAAAACCUCAAUGCUAACUGGCUUACAGAGUAACGGUUCUAUUAUGUCACAUUUUUCCAUUCAACCUUUUCCAUUUUUAUUAAAAAUGACUGUAAGGUAGAAAGUGAGGCACUGUACAUACAUGCAUCAAUAAGUUAGAAUAAAGACACACAAUGAUACAGAAGUGUUGAAGCCCUUCUGUUCUGUGACACCUGAUCAAAAAUGGCUCAGGGAGAGAAUUUAUUUCCUCUCAAUGACGAUUGUGUGGUUUCUGAAAAACAAAUCACUGUUCUUAAGUACACUCCUUAAGGGCAAAUGGUUAUGUUCUUUUUUUUCCCCAAAAUUUAUUAUGAUUCAGUUUCUCAUGAUAGAGGGGGCCAGGAUGAAGUACUGUGGACACAACAUGGAAUUGGAAGAAUCAGUGUCCACGUAAAGAAGACUGAACAGCACAGGGGCAGAAGUUGCAGGUCCAUGUGUUUCAGAGUUGAGUUUGGCCCCAACAGAGGCAUCAAUUUCCCUUGUCUUGAGGAGCAAUUAUUUUUAAGAAAGCUUUGUGAAAAUCAAUUUACGGAAUGGCUGUAAGUAUACAACAUAAAUAUUAUCUGUGUUGUUUUCACGAUACUUAAUGAUUUUCCCAGAUUCCCAACUGGUUAAGAAAAUCUGAAUGUCAUUGAUUGAUACUGUAAUAUAGCCACAGCUCUACUAAAAGAAACACACUGUAACAGAAGGUGAGAAUAAAGCCACUAGAAAAUUUAAAUCA
This is a messenger RNA of Ornithorhynchus anatinus (platypus), 9188 nucleotides long. RefSeq names its product sodium channel protein type 9 subunit alpha. Gene Ontology annotation, molecular function: voltage-gated sodium channel activity; protein binding. NCBI's taxonomy places the organism in Eukaryota, Metazoa, Chordata, Mammalia, Monotremata, Ornithorhynchidae. The record is from RefSeq and is a predicted model, not a curated record. The transcript has 27 exons. Gene Ontology annotation, biological process: sodium ion transmembrane transport; membrane depolarization during action potential; neuronal action potential. Bases 419 to 6409 code for a protein of 1996 amino acids. Gene Ontology annotation, cellular component: voltage-gated sodium channel complex; axon; plasma membrane.